AUGGAGUCCAAUCAUCAUACGCCCGCAUUGGCAGAAGGGAGUGGCGACAUCGUCUCAGGCGAAGAAUGUCGCAGGCUUCGCGAGCACUUCACAAACAACCCUGGCCGUGACAUUGUCGGCCACCUCGACGACCCCUUCAGCCGCGCCGUCUACCAGGGCGACCUCGACACUCUCCAGAUCGAUCUCUUCCCCGUCAUGCUCUGCCGCCACACCGACCGCGGCCUCGCGCCCGAAACCGCGCGCGCGCACGUCGCCGACGAAAUCUAUCAGAGGCGCUGGGGUGUGACCUGGCGCAUCCCCAUCUUCGCCCUCGUCCAGAUGUCCAGCCUCCUCAACCCGCCGAAACGCGAGCAGCACCUGCGCAUCGCGCGCUGGCUCAUCGACGACGUUCGGGUGCCGGUCGACGGCCGCGACCCGCGCACGGGCGCGACGGCGCUGCUGCUCGCGGUCGGGCUCAAGCCCCGGUUCGACGCCGCGCUCGCGGACAUGCUGUACGCCGCGGGCGCGGACGUGAACGCGCGGGAUCGCUACGGGGACACGUGCGCGCACAAGGUCUCGCAGCCGGACGGGGACUACGACCGGGAUCGCGUCGAGAGAUUGGGCGCGGCGCUGCGCUGGGUGCUCACGCACGGCGGAAACCUGGACGUGGCGGACUCGGACGGGGAGACGGCACGGACGAACUUGGCGCACCUGGUGGCGCUGGGUCUGCCGGAGGCGGCAGAGCUCGCGGCGAUUGUGGGGGAAGACGACAGGAGGCGUAUGGCUCGCAAAGGGAAGAUUUGCGUGUGCUGUGGACUUAAGCCUCGGGAUGGAUCCCGCCUCAAGGUUGCAGGCUCGUCUCCGCAAGAUAUCCCGCUUCAGCCUCUCGAGCGUUCAAACCCCAUUGACCUCUCCAGAUUCGCCAUGAAAUUCAGCUCUUCCCUCAAGUUCAACUCGGUCUCCGAGUGGUGGGACGAGUACAUCGCCUACGAGCAGCUGAAGAAGCAGAUAUACCUCUUCGAGAAGCAGCAGGCUGGCCUCCGCGAGUCCUUCCACGACAUCGAGGCCGCAAACGAGCACACUUCGCUCAUCGGCAGCGGCCACCCCGCGUCCUCCGACGCGCAGUUCCUCCCCCUUCUCGACCGCGAGCUCGACAAGAUAUGCAUGUUCUACGACAUGGAGGAGCAGCGGCUCACCGACGACGUCACCGCGCUCCAGGACGAGAUUGAGCGGGAGGAGGAGAGUGGGCCGUACGGGGGGUUCCGGUACAUGGACGCGGCGGAGGACGACGACGAUGAAGACGACGACGACUUCGAGGCCACCAGCCCGAUCGACAGCCGCGACCGGACGCAGUCGCCUGCGCGGAAGAAGCGGCAGCAUUCCCGCUCUAUCAGCGGGACUAUGCCUCCGGGACCCUCCAGUGGUCGCAAGAGAUACGACAGCAUCUCGCGCCGGUAUAGCAUGUCCUCAGACGAACAGGAAGACGUUGAGGCGAGCCACGCCACCCUUGACCCCAUCGCCAAUGGUGAACAAACGGGCAUAGGCCGCGGCGCAAGCCGGUCUCCCCUUGUGCGCGCCCGGGUGAUGGCGGCGAGGCUAAAAGACAGUUUGAUCUCGACGGUGUCGAGCAAUGGCCCCGAGACGGUCUGGACGGCGCGCAACAACUAUGCGUGGGAUACACAGCUGCUGUACAAACGCAAGAUCACGAACCUUUACGUCCUUGCCACGUCGCUACGGUCUUAUGUGGAGCUCAACUACUCGGGUUUCCGCAAGAUUCUCAAGAAGUACGACAAAGUCACCGACAGCAACCUGCAAGAUCGCUACCUGCACGAUGUUGUCGAACAAGCGAAGCCCUUCAUGCAAGACAGCAAGGACAAGCUGAGCACCCGGAUUUCUACCCUUCUCGACCUUUACGCUCGCUGCGUCACCCACGGAGACGAAGUCGAGGCCCGGCGCCAACUCAAACUGCAUCAACGUGAACACAUUGCCUGGGAGCGCGACACCGUCUGGCGGCAGAUGAUCAACCAGGCACGCCGCGGCGAGGAGCUCGGUCAGGUUCCGUUAGGCGGGACUCUCAUUGCAGAGCCUGAGAAGGGUCUCACGCACUUCCGCACGCCAUUUGGAAGGGUCAAGCUCACCUCGAAGAAGCUCUGCCUUGUCAUCGCGGUCGUCAUCUUCCUGGUUUUGCUCAACGUGCAGAUUGUCGACGGGGUGGAGGCGAACAAGUGCCUCGCCAUCUUGGUGUUCGCGACCAUCCUGUGGGCGACGGAGGCCAUCCCUCUGUUCGUGACGUCAACCAUGAUCCCCUUCUUCCUCGUCGUUCUCCGUGUCAUCCGCUCGGCGGACUCAGCGGACCAGCCCAACAAGCCCCUCGAGCCGCCCGUGGCCGCCAAGCAUGUUUUCUCGGUCAUGUUCUCCCCUACAAUCAUGCUUCUCAUUGGUGGCUUUACUAUCGCCUCCGCGCUCAGUAAAACGGCGAUUGACCGUGUGCUCAUCACGCGGGUACUCUCCUUGGCGGGCGAGCGGCCGAGCACGGUCCUCCUGGCGUUCAUGGGAGUCGCAUGCUUCGCGAGCAUGUGGAUCAGCAACGUCGCUGCGCCUACACUCUGCUUUACGCUCAUCCAGGCAUGUCUCCCUUCCACGCCUCCCAUCCUCCGCACUCUACCGCCGAAGUCGUCCUUCGCGCCGUGCCUGAUCCUUGGCAUCGCGCUAGCGGCGAACAUCGGCGGCCAGAGCUCGCCCAUCUCGUCCCCGCAGAAUCUGAUCGCGCUCGCCCAGAUGGACCCCAAGCUCGACUGGGGCUCCUGGUUCGCGGUCUCGAUCCCGGUCUCCGCGAUCUCCAUCGUCCUCAUCUGGCUCCUCCUCCUCGUGAGCUACCGCCCCGCGCGCUCACCCACCGGCGACGGCGAGAUCGUGAUCAAGCCGGUCCGCGCGCCCAAGGAGCGCUUCAACGGGAAGCAGUGGUGGGUCACCUUCGUGUGCCUCAUCACCAUCGGCCUCUGGUGCGUCGCGCACUCGAUCGAGGGCGUGCUCGGGGACAUGGGCGUCAUCGCGAUCAUCCCCAUCGUCGCCUUCUUCUCGACCGGGGUGCUCAAGAAGGACGACUUCGAGCAGUUCCUCUGGACGGUGGUCUUCAUCGCCAUGGGCGGGAUCGCGCUCGGCGACGGCGUGCGCAACUCGGGCCUCCUCGAGGUCCUCGGCGACGGCAUCCGCGGGCUCAUCACGGGCAUGUCGCUCUACCCGGUCGUCCUCCUGCUCUCCGUCAUCGUCCUGGUGAUCUCGACGUUCAUCAGCCACACGAUCGCGAGCGUGCUCCUCGUGCCCAUCGCGUUCGACGUCGGCCGGAACAUGCCCGACGGCGACCACGCGAACCUGCUCGUCUUCCUCACCGGCCUCAUCUGCUCCACCGGCAUGGGCAUGCCCGUCUCGGGCUUCCCGAACCAGACUGCGGCGACGCAGGAGGACGAGAUGGGCCAGCUCUACCUCUCCAACGUCGACUUCCUCAAGAACGGCGUGCCCGCGAGCAUCAUCGCCACCUUCGUCGUCUCCACCGUCGGCUACCUCCUCAUGCGCGCCAUCAAGCUCGAGCUCGAAAUCGACGUCGGUGGAACGCGGGCCGCCGCGGGCGGGAUCGCAGUGCCCGGUGGCUCGCUAUGGAUGUUUGGCGAGGGGGAGAGGACGAGGACGGGGUGA
This is a messenger RNA of Epithele typhae, 3672 nucleotides long. RefSeq names its product SPX domain-containing protein. Gene Ontology annotation, biological process: monoatomic anion transmembrane transport; phosphate ion transport; polyphosphate metabolic process. NCBI's taxonomy places the organism in Eukaryota, Fungi, Basidiomycota, Agaricomycetes, Polyporales, Epitheliaceae. Bases 1 to 3672 code for a protein of 1223 amino acids. The transcript is spliced from 14 exons. Gene Ontology annotation, molecular function: protein binding; phosphate transmembrane transporter activity. Gene Ontology annotation, cellular component: membrane. The record is from RefSeq and is a predicted model, not a curated record.